AGCCUGGUAAGGACGCAGUUACUACUGACAUCAGUGCGAAGCUGAUGUUAAAGUCCUUCUGGGUUCCUGCACCAUGGCACUCGGGGAUGGGACUCGGCUCUCAGUGCAAAGAGGCAGCUGAACUCUGUGUUAGUAAUUUUACUUGAAGAUGGCAGGGCAGUUGUUACACUUCUCCAGAUAUGGCAUAUCAGCACACCAAGUUACAAUAAUACACCCGUGAAACUCACAAUAAGAAGCUAAAAUACGGAGUUUGGGAUUUGCUAAGCAAGACUCUCCUUUUUGAGCAACACAAUGGAUCAAAAUCCACAAGAGAUUAUGCAUUCUCUCUUCUCUCUUGAUCCAAGUAUGGAGAACAGAGGCCAUCUAUACCCAUAUAACUAUCCAUAUGGACAGUACCCUUAUCCAUAUCACUACCCUUACUCAGCAGCCCAUCCUUCCGUAGCUCACUCAAAUAUACCACCUGCAUCUCACAGUAUUCCCCCUCCAUCUUCCCAUCCCAUAAACCAGGCUUCACAGAGCCUGUCAGCAUCUCAGGCCAACCUUCCAGCAUACAGUACAGGAGUCCAUAGCAUCCGUCCACCCAUGACCAACAUGCGGGAACAGCCUGGAGAUGGCAGGUUACAUCUAUUGCCUGAGAUAGAUAGGCCAGCACAUGACACUCAGCAGACUGCACAAGAUCUGCGAAGUAUGCACAGUGAUUCUAGGUCAUCUGUAGACUCAAGGCAUCAUCCUGCUGACAUGAGAUCAUCAUCUAGUGAGCACCGCUAUCUAGAUGAGGUGAGGACACUCUCUGCCCAGCCUAGAAAUUCUAGCAGUGAUUCCAGGCACUUGGCUGAUUAUUCACCACAGCCAACAGAUUUGCGAACUCAGCCUAUUGAUGCCAGGUUAUUUGGUGAUAUGAGACAAGUUCCAGAUCAAAGACAUAUUAAUGAGUCUCGGCCAUUAACUGACCAGAGAACACAAAGGUCAGAGAGCAGUGUCACAGAUGACCCUAGGGUGCAUAUGGGUAGAUCUACUGAUGAGUACAAGUAUGGAGGAAAUUUAGGCAGUUAUAGUAAUCAUCCGCUUAACACUCCUCAACACAUUGAAGAACCUCCAUUGUCAGGUGAUCCAAGACCACCAAUCAAUGACAAUAGACCAGUUGAAGAAAGUAGGAGUUUGUAUGUCCCCAUGAGAACAUGUACAAAUGAGGAAAGGUUAACAAAUCAUCCAGAAUCACAAAAGUCUUCUGUUUCACAUGAUUAUUAUAGUAGCAGACCUCAUGUUGGUCACAGUAACCCUUCAGCAAAUGGGGAAGAUUUCACAUCCACACCCACAGGUCAAGAAGGUGUCCAGAAACCACAUAUAGGGAGUGAAUAUAUGCCUGACAUUAGACAGUGUACAAAUGAACAGAAAACACAGUUGAAUAAUCCAGCAAUAACUUCAGAAGAAGUUAAUGAGAGAAAUAUGAAGUAUCCCACAAUUAGUAGUCCAAAUACUUCACUUGGCUUGCUCUCUCAUGCUCUUGGCCAACAUCUUGGUGAAGAAGCCAAUAAAUGCGGGACAAAAACUGAUGACUGCAAUAGUGAAGACAAAAAUUUUUAUGCAGUGAAAGACAGAGACUACAAUAGUGAAAGAAGGAAUGGCCAAGAUGAUUUUAUGUAG
This is a messenger RNA of Penaeus vannamei (Pacific white shrimp), 1644 nucleotides long. NCBI's taxonomy places the organism in Eukaryota, Metazoa, Arthropoda, Malacostraca, Decapoda, Penaeidae. The record is from RefSeq and is a predicted model, not a curated record.